GUCAAUUCACUGGAAAUAUCCCACUUGGGUGAGUCAACUGAGUAUUCCCUAUUCCCAGGUCAUUUCUACCUCGAGACCCCUUUCCUUUCCUUCUACGUGCGAACAACCACAGAAUACAGUUUUUAUUUGAAUUGAGUUUGCUAUUGUACUCGGAGCCAAAGGUCAAUAGAUCCUUUAUCAAGUUCUUUUAUCAUGGAGACGACUCACAAACAAGUUGCCACAAACUGCCCUUUCGUAGAUUUCAGAUAUCUUAUGGAAAGCGGCCAUGAAUUUGACAUGCAACAACACCAAGCGCACUGUAGAGACUACAAACUGCACGGAGAGAAUGAUUACAAUGCACACCUACUUAGUGUCCUCACCGAGACACGUAGCGUGGUUACAAUCGAAGAAUCGGAAGACGGCAGGGUGCCAUCGGAGGCAUCGGCAGAUAAAGAAGAAGCACAAGAGCUAAUCAAGAAAGUCGGGAGGAAAUUAAGAGGAGAAGACGGCAGGAAUUACAGGACAAUCAUGAUAUAGAACCUUUUGAUCCGCUCGUGGAUGACCUUCUUGAGAGUCAGGUUGUGCAUUAUGAGGUGUUGUGGCGGUGCGGAUUAGUUCCUAUCAUGUUUAAUUCAAAGACUAGCCAGCAAAGAAUUGAUAGGCGGGAGAAUAGUGAAGGUUGGGGUUUCUUCAUGCUCAUCGCUUGAUUGUUAGUGUUUCGCUAGCAUUGCCUUCAAAUUUAGAAUCAGGCCAUGCGCCAAAACAUGAAGAUUUCCGCUCAAAUCUACCCCUUCCACAGCUUUUAGCUCCAAACAAGAACUGCAACCCAUUUCGUGGCCAAAGUAAUAUUAGUACCAUUGG
Sclerotinia trifoliorum is the source of this 840-nucleotide messenger RNA. The record is from the annotation of a GenBank genome assembly. NCBI's taxonomy places the organism in Eukaryota, Fungi, Ascomycota, Leotiomycetes, Helotiales, Sclerotiniaceae.